GUUCGAGCCGGUGGAGCUGUAUGGUUGGUCAAGGGCCGGUCCUUGCUGAAGACCAGCCCUGAGCAGCUGCGCAGGGCGACUGAGAGAGAGGAGAUGUUAGAGGCUCUCUCUGAACCAAGCUCCCAGUCCACUCCAUGGACUUUUCACACUGUGGCAGAACAGGUGGGCGGCAACAAGUUCGAGGACAUCAGCAAGGAAGUGCCUGAUGUGACAGAAUGGCAGCGAGCUCAAAGGCCGGAGGAAGAGAUCCAGCCAACCAGGUUCCGACUACGGAGGAAGCGGCCUGCACCGGAAACCACCCGCGACGAGGAGGAAGAGGCGAUUGACAUAGGCCCCGAAGAAGAACCCGGAGGACCAACGAGAGGGCGAUCGCGAAGCAGGGAGAGACCCCCACGGGGCUCAACGACAGAGGCGACCGCGUGGUGGUCCACCAUUCCAGAACGUGAGUGGCCAGAGACACAAGCAAGCUACUGGUGUGAGAGAGAUGCAGCUAUGGAAAUAGAGAUCCCGAUGCCCGAAUCCAAACGUGGGAUGAACAAGGCCUUGGAGGAUCUUGGAGCCUACUUUGUGAACAACCUCAAACGAAGGGCGGUGGAACUGUCAGAAAAGCGCAUGACGGCUGAGGAAAAGGAAGAAUUUCGAGGCGCAAAGGGCGUCGAGAUUCGUAACUUCCUUGCAUCAGAAGCUUUCCAAGUGCUUCCUCCCCACCUUCGUCCAGACAAGUCACAGGCGAUAGGAAUGCGCUGGAUCUUGAGUUGGAAACUCAAGGAGGAUGGGACUCGCAAAGCCAAAGCGAGGGCCGUCCUCCUGGGCUAUCAGGACAGCGCGUACGAGCACCGUGCGACCACUUCACCUGUGAUGACGCGUCAGACACGACAGAUGGUGGCCCAGUUGGCAACGUGGAAACGCUGGAAGCUGAGCAAGGGAGACGUCACCGGAGCUUUUCUGCAGUCCCGAGAGUAUCCUGAUCAACUGUAUUGCAUACCGACUCCUGACAUAUGUGAAGCUUUAGGAGUGGCGCCAGGCACGGUGACCCGCGUUCAGAAAGCCUGUUACGGCUUGGUGGACGCUCCACUCGAGUGGUGGAGAUCAGUGGACAGCUUUCUGCAAGAACUCGGGUUCCAGAGAACCUGGGCUGACUCUUGCUGCUGGGUACUCCGCAAAGGCGGGGUACUCAAAGGGGUCAUUAGUGGGCACGAUGAUGACUUUUUGUUUGCUGGAAAAAGUGGCGAUCAGUUCUGGGAAGACAAGUUAGAGGCCAUCAAACAGAAGUUUAAAUGGGGAGCAUGGGACACGGGAUCCUUCACUCAGUGUGGUGUGCUUGUGGAACAGGGACCGGCUGGAAUUCACCUGUCCCAGCCCAGCUAUUUGGUAAUCCGGUGGGUGCACAGUGAAGCACAGCUGGCCAACUCUCUGACGAAGGCCAACGGCAUGAGAGAGUACGAGCUGUAUAGCAAGAUGGGACAUCGAUGGCGACUCGUGGAGGACACCAACAUGAUGUCUGCUCGCCGGCGGAAGGAGGAACUCAUGCUCACGCACGCGAAGCAUGCUAUGGAUCAAAAGAAGGCGGGGGCCCUUAGAGUGUCUGUGCUGUAG
Molecule: messenger RNA, 1596 nt
Organism: Symbiodinium pilosum
Lineage: Eukaryota; Dinophyceae; Suessiales; Symbiodiniaceae
Source: the annotation of a GenBank genome assembly